Molecule: messenger RNA, 876 nt
Organism: Fulvia fulva
Lineage: Eukaryota; Fungi; Ascomycota; Dothideomycetes; Mycosphaerellales; Mycosphaerellaceae
Exons: 2
Coding region: 1-876 (291 amino acids)
Source: RefSeq, a predicted model, not a curated record
AUGGCAUACAUCGCUACCACCAAGUGUCCUGACGUCGACGAGAACACCACCAACUACUGCGAUGCCUACUUCAAGGACAUGAUCCACACCGCAAACCUCUGCGGAGACACCAUCUUCACGCCAAAGCUGCUCUCUCUCAGCCUCGGCCACGGCGCUCUCACUCUGAACAGCAACGGCUACGUCCUUCCAUCACUGAACAACUAUAUCAAAAUCCCCCAUCGCCAAUUCUCCGAAGUCUCCUCCCGCCUCGGCCACCUCGAGCUCGUCAGCACCGACAUCAGCGUCUUCCAACCCAACGCCGAGACUCUCUGGCGCCGCAUCUUCAAAGACAUGAUCAACCUCCACACCCUCGUGAUCCAAUGUUACCCCUCAGAACUCAACGACUUCCAAACUCUCGUCGACAUCUUCCUCCGCUCCCCAGACCUCCCAAGUCUCCGCUCCCUCACCAUCGUCGGACCCAAGCCAGGUCCCAUCCCAAUCGACAGCAAGGCCCUGCUCAACUUCCUCUCCUAUCACCAAGACCUCGAGAUGCUGGGCUUGCUGAACGUCUUACCCAUGGAGGAGGACGGGGCUGGAGGUCUCGCGAGGAAUGUCUUAUCGACGGUUCAUGAGCUUCGUCAGCACGCUGGUCUUCGCGGCGUGGGAUUCAUCGUCGCGCCGUACGAGGGGGGCUUUCAUAGUGGCAAGGAGUGUCAGAAGCCGGAGCAGUAUGGUGUGGUUAACAAGUGCUUCUGCAGAGAGUGUGUGUCUGAGGCGCUGCAGUGGCUCAACAAGGGCAUGGACGUGCCGAUUGAGGCGGGAGGAUAUCAGUACGCUGACCUGGUGUGGACUGGCCCGAUGCCGGAUCUCAAGGGCGAGGAGGAGGAGAUGGAGUAG